This is a messenger RNA of Penicillium griseofulvum, 591 nucleotides long. Its product is annotated as mitochondrial 54S ribosomal uL30m domain-containing protein. The transcript has a single exon. The coding region runs from base 1 to 591 and encodes 196 amino acids. The record is from RefSeq and is a predicted model, not a curated record. Gene Ontology annotation, biological process: translation. Lineage: Eukaryota; Fungi; Ascomycota; Eurotiomycetes; Eurotiales; Aspergillaceae. Gene Ontology annotation, cellular component: mitochondrion; large ribosomal subunit. Gene Ontology annotation, molecular function: structural constituent of ribosome.
AUGCCGAUUGUCGUCGCUACUGUCAUCGGAUCCCGGCAGAAUAUACACGUGACCCACCGCCUUCUAAUUGAAUUUGCGGGAUCGCGAUCAUCUACAAGUCCGCGACGUUACUCCGCCAGACUACAGGAUCAAUUGUGCUACAGAUACCGGCUGCAAAUUCUUAUCCGCCGAUACUCCGGUAUCCUCCUAUAUCCACCGCAGUCCAUUCCACAUAUUCCAAGUCCGAUUCCACGGCUCCGGACAACCUCCAAUCCAUACCGUCGAAAGAACAACAUCCGAAUAUCAGAUCCCUCUCAAUCACAAUCCAACAUGUCCUACUUUCGCAUCACCCUCAUUCGCUCCGCAAUUGGACUCCCGCGCCGCUCAACAGACGUCCUCAAGGCGCUCGGCUUGAAGAAGCGUAUGGCAACAGUCUUCCACGCCGUCUCGCCCUCCGUCGCGGGUCAAAUCAUGAAAGUCAAGGAACUCGUCCAGGUCGAGGAGUGCCAGUACCGCCUUACAAAGCAGGAGGUGCAUCUUGAGCGCAAGCCCGAUCCCGGAUAUUAUACCGAAAAGAGCUGCAGUGAGCAGCGAAAUGAGCUCCGUUCGUGA